Adineta steineri is the source of this 930-nucleotide messenger RNA. The record is from the annotation of a GenBank genome assembly. Lineage: Eukaryota; Metazoa; Rotifera; Eurotatoria; Adinetida; Adinetidae.
AUGCAAGCUUCUAAUGUGAUUAACGAUCAAACUAAAACAAAUGGUUUUAUACUUAGUUCAGUUUCUCUUGGCUUUAAUACAUUUGCAUGUUUGAUAUCAUGCAUAGUUUUUGUUAUUAUUAUAUAUCAUCUUUAUUAUAAUCAUGUCAAACGUGAAGAUAAAAUAACUGUUGUUCUUUGUAGUAAUAUAUAUUUAACAAUUUUAAUAUAUUCAUCAAUGUUAAUAUCAAUGAAUAUUCGAUCAAUACUGGGAUAUUUAGCUAUUAUAUUGCUUAGUAUGUUAUACAUGAAUUUUCUAAAUCAAGCAUUUUAUCGUCUUAUUCGAAUUGCUUAUUCUCAAAAUCGACGGUUUCAAUCUGUAAAAUUAUAUAUAAUUUUACCAAUUAUACAAAUAAUAAUAGUAACAUCUAUUCUUCUAUGUGUUCUUAUACCUUUGAAUGGUGUAGCAUAUCUACGAAAUGCUCACUUUUGUUAUCCGACAUUCACAAAUAUUCCUGGCGUUCUUUCGACAGCAGUUGUUGCUUAUAUAGGUCCAUUUUGUUGCAUAUUAUUUAUUUAUAUGCAUAUAACAAGAUUUAUUCAUCAACAAGGAAGUAUUCAAACAUUAAUAAUAAAACAACGACAAUCUCGAGAUUUACUUAUUAUUCGACGUAUUUUAAUUAUUGUUAGUUUAUUACUUAUUCUUGGAAUACCUGGAAUGACUCUUAUAUUUAUGUUUAUAAUAACAGGUGAAGAGCACCCAUUACUUGCUCGAAUUUCACUGUUUCCAAUUAGCGUAUCCCAAGCAGGAUUGAGUGUAGCAUUACUUUUUUCUAUUCCACAACUGAAAAAUAUUGUUCUGACCUUACAACUAAAAACAAGCACAGUGACGCCUGUCACUCGAGCUGUGCAAGGCGCAGUACAAAUGAAAACGGUUACUGGUACUCAAUAA